AUGGCUUCUCAAGUUAUGAACCCUACCCCUAUCAAUUCGAUUGAACCCUUGACUAGUAGCAACUUUAAGAAAUGGAAGCGUGAUUUAGAGAUAGCUCUAGGUCUCUUAGAUCACGACAUAGCUUUAAGAGAAGAGAAACUAGUGCUCACUUAUGAGAGCACUGCUGAGCAAAGGCUAAAACUUGAGAGAUUGGAGAAGGCAAAUAGGAUAUGUCUGCUCAUAACGAAAAAGUCCAUGACUAAAGCCAUUUAUGGAGGCAUUCCUUAUUCUAAAAAUGCUAAGGAGUACUUGAAGGCAGUGGCUGAGAAGUUUAAAGAAUCAGAUAAGGCUGAAACUGGAAAUCUGAUGAAUAGGCUGGCUACUAUGAAGUACGAUCGUAUGGAAGAUAUGAGGGUGUAUCUUCUAGGCAUGGUAGAGACUGCCAGCAAGCUAAAGGCACUCAAUGUUCCUAUAGCCGAUCCUUUUCUCGUUCAUCUUGCUUUGAACUCUCUCCCUUCAUCAUAUGGACAACUUAAGGUAAUUUACAAUGCUCAAAAAGAUAAGUGGGAUCUCAAUGAGCUCAUAACCAUUUGUGUUCAAGAGAAGGCUCGGAUCAAGAAGGAAAAAUAA
Messenger RNA from Prunus armeniaca (apricot), 609 nucleotides. The record is from the annotation of a GenBank genome assembly. NCBI's taxonomy places the organism in Eukaryota, Viridiplantae, Streptophyta, Magnoliopsida, Rosales, Rosaceae.